UAUCCUUGUCCAAUCCUCUUGUAACUUCAUUUCUUCAUUUCUUCAUUUCUCUUUCCUCCUCACCUACCAUGUCUUCUGUGCUUUGCUCACAAGGGGUGGUUCUCGCCACUGCCAUGGCCGUCUCCGGCACCGUAAUUCUCCUUGCUCUGUGCCGUCCAAAGGCCUUUACGCCUCCCCAGCAGCUUCCAAGAUCUUGUAUCUCUUCCGAUGGGAAGAAGAAGGAGAACGAGAACGAGAACGAGAAGGAGAAGGAGAAGGAGAAGAAGAAGAAGAAGAAAAGGGUGCACUUCGCAGAGGACGUGGUGGAUCCAAGUGGGGACAGUGAGGAGUUCAGACGGCAACACAGUGGAAUUCUUCAUUUUCCGUCAGGAAAAGUAGUGAUAAAGUCAAAGGAAUGCCAGCAAAUCGGGUGGCUCUCUACAAAGGAAUCCUCAAAGAGCGUGUGGUUCAUCGCAUGGCUUAUUCCUAUUGACUCAAUUUCUCUGUACAAUCUUGAGUCGCUCUCUUUCUCAUUCUCCUCUGUACAAAUUCUUCCUAAUUUCCCUCUCUUUUCUCAUUUCUGUGGCUUCCAAACGUUGUAAACCUUAAACUUGUAUUGAUCCCCUCCCCCCAACCACACGCUUCAGUGGCGCGUGUUAGGCUAAUUGGAUAAUUUGAAUUAGUGUACAUUUUCAAGGAUAUCCUUCUUGCAUAUUUGUUCC
Vitis riparia (riverbank grape) is the source of this 701-nucleotide messenger RNA. RefSeq lists its product as uncharacterized. NCBI's taxonomy places the organism in Eukaryota, Viridiplantae, Streptophyta, Magnoliopsida, Vitales, Vitaceae. The record is from RefSeq and is a predicted model, not a curated record. The coding region runs from base 69 to 581 and encodes 170 amino acids. The transcript is spliced from 2 exons.